AUGACAACUGGGCGCAAGCAGACCAUCACAGUGAGGAAGAAGAAGAUGCAGAAGCGACUGCUUUCUGACACACUCAAGAACCUUCACAGGAAAUUUGGAUCCGAAAACUCAGACAACUUCAUGGCUGACACCCUCUACAGCCAUGGGAUUGUCAUCUCCAAGAAUAUUGAGGAGAUGGUUGACCGCACUGUCUGUGCCACAGAAAUGAAAGCGUGCGCCUAUGGUGAUUGUGUAGAGUGCCGCCUCACCACUCACCCAACCCUGAAAUCAGCCACAGAGGAAAUUGUACAAGUUGUACAAUGGUCUACUGAAAGGACAGGUGAGGAAGAGAGGAAGACCAUUACGCUUAAAAAAGAGGUCCAGAGCACUGAAUCAGACCUGGUCAGCAAAUUUCAAGAGAAUCUAUUCAAAUUCCGUAAGCACCUUUUUAACAUCAGGUGGCAAUACAGUGCUUACAGACAGCUACGGGAAAGCCUCCAAGCCAACGAGUGCUUAAUCCACAUCGAUUUCAGCGAAAAUUACUCUUGCAAAUAUCACAACGAGAUCCAGUCUGUGCAUUUUGGAGGGUCCCAUCAACAGGCAACGCUGCACACUGGUGUACUGUACACCACUGAACAGACACCACUGUCAUUCUGUUCAAUCUCAUCCUCACGACGACAUGACCCACCAGCGAUCUGGGCCCACCUGGAGCCUGUCCUGGAGAUGGUGAAGACCAAGUGUCCAAAGGUGGAAAGGCUUCACUUCUACAGUGAUGGCCCGGCAACCCAGUACAAGCAAAAGGGAAACUUUUACUUUCUCUCCACUGAGCCAUUCAGGCUUGGUUUCAAAGAACUGACCUGGAAUUUCUUUGAGGCCAGCCAUGGCAAAGGAGCUCCAGAUGGCAUCGGAGGGACAUUGAAGCGGUCAGCGGACCGAAUUGUGCGCUUGGGGGAAGAUGUUCCAGAUGCCAUCACUCUUUUCAAAAAACUCAAGAGACUGGAAUCAACAGUGGAGCUCUUCUUUGUCAGUGAAGAGGAAGUUGAAGCAAAAACAGAGGUCCCUGCUCUGACACCUAUUAAGGGCACAAUGAGGAUGCACCAGGUGAUCAGCGUCUUACCUGGGCAUAUCAAGUACAGGGACAUCAGUUGUUUCUGUCAGAGGCAGGAUGGUCCACUGGAUUGUGCCUGCUUCGACCUGAAAGUAGCUACUGUGAAUGGAGUUCCUGUGACCCCCCCAAAUCAGAAUGAAGAGACCCCAUGGCGACCAGCGGCAGUUGACAGCACACACAUUGGAGGGUGGUGCGUCAUUAAGUAUGACGAUGAUGUGUACCCUGGCAUCAUCAUGGACGUGGAGGGCGAUAGCAUUCAAGUGAAGUGCAUGCAUAGAAAUGGAGUAAACAAAUACUUCUGGCCAAGACCACGUGAAGAUGUCAGCUGGAUAGUAUCGCUAGAAGACAAACCACAGGUUAAAGAACAUUUCCUGGGCUUUCUUGUGGCAGAGCAGUCAACAGGGGAACGUUUGACAUUGCUCAUUCUCAAAAGGCUGGAGGACCUUAACAUCCCCUUUGAGGACUGCAGAGGACAGUCGUAUGACAACGGUGCCAACAUGAAGGCUGAUGCUGCAAAGAGCUCACCAGAUGCUAUAGGCUACUUUGGCUAUUUAACAAAGUUGUACAAACUCUUCUCUGCCUCCACGCAUAGAUGGGACAUCCUGCUGAAACAUGUCAAAACAACCCGGAAAUCGUGGUCAGAGACCAGAUGGGAAAGCAGGAUAAAAAGCGUUGAGGCAGUAAUGUACCAGGCUGGGCAAAUCAGAGAGGCUCUUCUGGAGGUGAGGGAAACAACUGCAGACCCUGUGGUGAGAGUUGAAGCCCAGUCUUUGGCUGAGGAGAUUGGAUCUUACCGUUUUAUCAUUUGCACAACCAUAUGGUAUGACAUCCUCUACAAGAUCCAGCAUGUGAGCAAACUGAUGCAGUCACCCUCCAUGCAGUUAGAUGUCGCUGUCGACCUGCUGAAGAAAACAGGAGAUUCCCUCACCUGCUACAGAAGGACUGGAUUUUCUGAUGCGCAGACAACUGCAAAGGAGAUGUGUGAGGAGAUGAACGUGGAGUCUGUUCUCAAACAAAAGCGGUUGAGAUCCACAAAACGGCAAUUUGGUUAUGAGUCUCCAGAUGAGCCUAUUGAUGAUGCACUUACAAAAAUGGAAAUCACAUUUUUUAAUGUGGUUGUGGAUACAGCCCUCUCUUCACUUGAUGAGAGAUUUUAG
This is a messenger RNA of Gymnodraco acuticeps, 2244 nucleotides long. RefSeq lists its product as uncharacterized. The coding region runs from base 1 to 2244 and encodes 747 amino acids. NCBI's taxonomy places the organism in Eukaryota, Metazoa, Chordata, Actinopteri, Perciformes, Bathydraconidae. The record is from RefSeq and is a predicted model, not a curated record. The transcript is spliced from 5 exons.